Messenger RNA from Gaeumannomyces tritici R3-111a-1, 441 nucleotides. RefSeq lists its product as hypothetical. The record is from RefSeq and is a predicted model, not a curated record. Bases 1 to 441 code for a protein of 146 amino acids. The transcript has 2 exons. NCBI's taxonomy places the organism in Eukaryota, Fungi, Ascomycota, Sordariomycetes, Magnaporthales, Magnaporthaceae.
AUGCCUCGCUACAUCAUCAUCGUCAAGGCACCCGAAGCCAACACCGACGGCUGCGCCAUCGCCAGCAAGGCCGACAUGUUCGAGUCCAUCGGCAAGUUCAACGCCGAGCUGGUCGCCGCCGGCGCCAUGCUGGGCGGCGAGGGCCUGCGCCCGUCGGCCAAUGAAGGCUACCGUGUGCACUUUCAGGGGUCCGGGGGUGCCGAGCCCAGGGUGGAAAAGGGCCCGUUCCCGUCCGAGAACCUCAUGUCCGGGUGGUGGAUCAUCAAGGCCAAGGACGGUGAGGAGGCACUCGGGUGGGCCAAGAAGAUACCCUUCACCGAAGGCCACGUCGAGCUCCGGCGCAUCUCCGAGAUGGACGACUUUGACGGCGUCAUGACGGCGGAGCAGAAGGAGAGGGAGCUGAAGCUGUGCGCCGAUAUGAAGGCCCAGCUGCAGAAGUAG